AGAAACCUGUGUAGCCAGAGAUGGGAACGGAGGCCACAGAGCAGGUCUCCUGGGGCCAUUACUCUGGGGAUGAAGAGGAGGCAUACUCAGCUGAGCCGCUGCCAGAGCUUUGCUACAAGGCCGAUGUCCAGGCCUUCAGCCGGGCCUUCCAACCUAGUGUCUCCCUGACGGUGGCUGCGUUGGGUCUGGCCGGCAAUGGCCUGGUCCUGGCCACCCACCUGGCAGCCCGACGCGCAGCGCGCUCGCCCACCUCCGCCCACCUGCUCCAGCUGGCCCUGGCCGACCUCUUGCUGGCCCUGACUCUGCCCUUCGCGGCAGCAGGGGCUCUUCAGGGCUGGAGUCUGGGAAGUGCCACCUGCCGCACCAUCUCUGGCCUCUACUCGGCCUCCUUCCACGCCGGCUUCCUCUUCCUGGCCUGUAUCAGCGCGGACCGCUACGUGGCCAUAGCGCGAGCGCUCCCAGCAGGGCCGCGGCCCUCCACUCCCGGCCGCGCACACUUGGUCUCCGUCAUUGUGUGGCUGCUGUCGCUGCUCCUGGCGCUGCCUGCGCUCCUCUUCAGCCGGGACGGGCAGCGGGAAGGCCAACGACGCUGUCGCCUCAUUUUCCCCGAGGGUCUCACGCAGACGGUGAAGGGGGCGAGCGCCGUGGCGCAGGUGGCCCUGGGCUUCGCGCUGCCUCUGGGCGUCAUGGUAGCCUGCUACGCGCUCCUGGGCCGCACGCUGCUGGCCGCCAGGGGGCCCGAACGCCGGCGUGCGCUGCGCGUCGUGGUGGCUCUGGUGGCGGCCUUCGUGGUGCUGCAGCUGCCCUACAGCCUCGCCCUGCUGCUGGAUACGGCCGAUCUACUGGCUGCGCGCGAGCGGAGCUGCCCUGCCAGCAAACGCAAGGAUGUCGCACUGCUGGUGACCAGCGGCUUGGCCCUCGCCCGCUGCAGCCUCAAUCCCGUGCUCUACGCCUUCCUGGGUCUGCGCUUCCGCCAGGACCUGCGGAGGCUGCUACGGGGUGGGGGCUGCCCCUCAGGGCCUCAUCGCCGCCGCGGCUGCCCCCGCCGGCCCCGCCUUUCUUCCUGCUCAGCUCCCACGGAGACCCACAGUUUCUCCUGGGACAACUAGAGCUGCGAAUCUAGAGGAGGGGGCAGGCUGAGGGUCGUGGGAAAGGGGAGUAGGUGGGGGGACACUGAGAAAGAGACAGGGACCUAAAGGGACUACCUCUGUGCCUUGCCACAUUAAAUCAAUAACAUGGAAAUUAGAUGCAACCCAA
Messenger RNA from Piliocolobus tephrosceles (Ugandan red Colobus), 1257 nucleotides. It is a transcript of the gene CCR10, whose product is annotated as C-C motif chemokine receptor 10. Bases 21 to 1109 code for a protein of 362 amino acids. Gene Ontology annotation, biological process: G protein-coupled receptor signaling pathway; immune response; cell chemotaxis. Gene Ontology annotation, cellular component: membrane; external side of plasma membrane. The transcript is spliced from 2 exons. NCBI's taxonomy places the organism in Eukaryota, Metazoa, Chordata, Mammalia, Primates, Cercopithecidae. Gene Ontology annotation, molecular function: C-C chemokine binding; C-C chemokine receptor activity. The record is from RefSeq and is a predicted model, not a curated record.